This is a messenger RNA of Necator americanus (New World hookworm), 318 nucleotides long. RefSeq lists its product as uncharacterized. The record is from RefSeq and is a predicted model, not a curated record. Lineage: Eukaryota; Metazoa; Nematoda; Chromadorea; Rhabditida; Ancylostomatidae. The coding region runs from base 1 to 318 and encodes 105 amino acids. The transcript has a single exon.
AUGAUGUACGGAUCGGAGACUUGGGCAGCACCAUCAACGGUUAUGGAGAGGCUUGACUGCACGGAACGAAAGUUGCUUAGACGGCUACUUGGCUACUUUUGGCCUAGGGUAUGCCACAAUGAAGAUCUUAACGCAGAAAUUGAUGUGGUUUACCGGCUGAUGACACGUGGAAGAUAUCAACAUCUCGCACCGCCACCGAAAGUGGCUAAAGUAAAUCGUCUUCACUUUUUUUGGUCAUAUAUUAAGGAGACCGGCAGAUCGCCUUGUCCAACGAGUUCUGAAGAGUUCGUCGGGUUCGAGCUGGAAGAAGCCACCUAG